CGCCUUCACUCACGUCCGGUGCUUGCGACCAAUGCGCUUGGAGCGUGCUGAGGGGGAGGUCAAUAGAAAGGAUCAGGCUAAAGGCGGGUAAGCGAGCGAGCGAGGUCGGUCCCGGACGUUUUCUGGACCGGUGACGCUACUGCCGUUAUGCACCGUACUGAUUGCGGCCGCCCGGCCAUGACGUCCUCCAGCUGGCGUUACAAGAGCAGCAGCAGCAGCAGCAGCUCGGGCUCCUACAGUUCCCGCUCCGGUGCCUCCACUUCCAGGUCGACUGGUGCCCGUAGCCGGCGGCGCUCGCCCUCUCCUUGGCGCCGCCGCCGCCUCUCGCCGUUCAGCAGCCGCUGCUCGCCGCCCUCUCGCCGCAGUAGUAGGAGCUAUUUCCUGGGCCAGCACCCACCUUCUCCAAGCCAGCACUCUCCAAGUCGAUAUUCUGAAUCUUCAGUGGAACAGAGCUUGCAAAUUGUAAUUGACAAUGAUUGUUACAUCCUUGAUUCACCUGAAAGAAAGCGAUUAGGCUCUGCUGAUAGCAGUAUGGACAGGGAUGACCUGGCUGAUGGUGCAAUAUUUAGCAGAAGCCUUUUACCUUCUCGAAGCCUUGUGCAAUAUCCUUCUCUUGAGGAAAAUUCUUCUAGCUGUUUCAAAGUGAGAUGUGAUGUGGACUAUCACAGUAGGGAUGUGUUCAUUUGCCAGUCAGAUUAUAGCAUGAACUAUGACCAUCUACGUGAUCAACCAAGAGAAACCGAUACGCGUGGUGAGGUGCUUGGGAGAUCCCUGUAUUUAUCAGAGGAUAGAGGGAGAGAACCAAAACACCCUCGAUAUGAUGGACUGCUUGAUAGAAACAUGGAGCCUCAGUGUCUCUUGUCCGAAGCACAAACAUACUAUGCACAAAGUCUUAGUGGAGGUCCAAGCCCAACAUACCUGGAUGAAGAUUUCCUUAAGCUUGUAAGUGCUAGGAGAAAAAGGGAGGAACUGGAACGGAGCCAAAAUCUAAGUCAAGAACUGCCUAGCACUGGCUCAAUUAACCCAGCACAGUCAUUUGAACCUCAGUACCAUUAUAGCCCUGCUGCCACUCUAGCAAUGCCCAAAAAAUCUAUAUUGAAGAAACAGGUGGAUGGUUCUUUAAUGCAGAACUCUGGGGAUUUUUUAAAACAGAAAGAGCUUCAUGAGUUGACAGUGGAGCCUGUCAACAGGCACAGUGAGUCUGUGCUUCCUCGUGAAAGAGCCAGCCAGGAUGCAAGUGUCUUUUCUUGCAUUCUGGACAUAAUGGCAGAGUCUGCAAGUGCUCAGAAGAGGAGGUGCAGCUUCCUGGAUGACAUUGAGGAUGAAGAGAAAUUUCUUUAUGGUGAUGAAGUAGGAUCUAUUGCUAGCUUACCUUCUGCUCAAAAGCCGAUGCUAACAGAUGAGCGAGAAUGUGUACCAAGCCAGAGAGUAACUUCUCCAUCUCAUCCUAAUCAAUCUCUGAAAAUAGACACAUCAGAAGAGGCCAGACUAGAAUAUGAAAAAAUCCAUGACUUACUCAAAACUAUUGGCCUUGACAUUGGGGUGGCUGAAAUUGGUAAGCUUGCUGCCCGAACUAAGGAACGGCUCCGUGGGAAAAAAAGAUCUUGUUCUCCUGAACAUCAUUUGGUAGCAUCUCAUAAACCAGAAUUUCAGAAGAGGCACCAAGGUCUAAGUGACAUACAUUCUCUAGAGGCAAACCAGGAGUAUGCGCUGUCACCCUCUGAUUCUUUCCCAUUAUAUUAUAAAGAUAAAUCCUCUGUUUCAAACUUGGAGCACAAUAAAAGCAAUGCUGUUUGGCAGGAUAGUUCUGCUGGCACAUCAGAGCAGCCUGCUCCCUCAAUAACUUUAAUCCCAUCAGCUCCACCUUUUCCUGAUUUGUGCCCUACUCCCACUUUUUUCCCCCCGUACGUUCCACACUUUUCAUCAUUCACUGCAAGUCAUACACAAAACUAUCCACUUCCCACAAUAGCAUUUCCUGGCUGUAAUACAUACGGACUCUACACGUCUUAUGCAACUUCUGACUGGCCCAUGUUAACUCAGCAGACUGUCCCUGGACCUUCGGCCAUACAGGGGCCUGUCCAGCGAAAGGCAUUACCAAAUCCUAAACGGCCCAACCUCAGAGCUCUUGAGAGAGCUCCCCCAAGCAAAGUGACUCCUAAGAAGAAACGCGGAAAGAGACCUACCACUUCUUCUUCCUCAGACUUACUUCAGUUGUCUUCUCAAAAAAGUGAUAAGGAAAAAAUAUCUGAUGAAAGAAAUCGAACUUCUCAGAAGCAACAGAUAAUACAGGAAAGAGCAAAGCUGAAGGAUGAACAAGAAGUACAACAGAAGAAACUACACUAUUUGAGGAUUGAGUUAAAUAGGCUUUCAAAACAGCAAGAGGGGAUGCUGCGGAAGAAACGUAAAGAGAUAGACCCCUUGCUAGUGGAAGUGAACAGACAAAAAGAAAAUAUUGCAAAUAAAGUUGCUCAACUGGAAAUGAAUGUUGUUGCUGCAGAAAAGAAACAAUCUGAACUUGACAAGGUAGCUCAAAUUCUGGGCAUUAAUAUUGAGAAGUCCUGGAUACUAUCUUCAGAAAAUAAAGACUCAGAAAAAAGCAAGUCAGAAAAGUGAAGAGAUAACUUCGAGCCUGAUCAAGGUAAAAUUCUAGAUACUGAUGCUAACAGAUGAACUUGCAGGGCUGAAAUACAAACAACUCUUUUACUUGUGUAUACAGCCCACUUGCUCCUCCCUUUACACACACUAGCAAACAUACCAGUAAGUCUUCAAUUAACUAUAAUUUCCCAUUGCAUUUGACCUGAGGAUCUAUGGUUAACAACUUCAAAACAAGCCAGGAUAUUAAACCAGGUUUCAAAUUGGAUUACUGUCCUGACUUGAUCCUAAACUGUUCAUGUGAGAGUUAAAUUAUAUCCUUUCAUUGACAUAGCACCUGAGUGAGUUCUCUUUGCAGCCUCCUAAAACAGUGCUGGUGGGCUUCAGGACUCACUGGUAUGUGCAGGGGACUGCAGCAGAAGAAUGAGGAAUUUCUACUGCAUGAUAGUGUCAGCUUACACAAAGUUUAAUGCACUUCAGUUUCCUAGUUUGGAUGAAAUGGGUUAAGCCAUUGUUAGUUGCCAGCUCGCAGGAGCUAACUGUCAGUUCAGAUGAAGGGAGGACUAAAGGGGCCAUAUGUAUAUGCAAAUAGAUUGUAAAUGUCUCAGUUUGCUAAGACAAGAUAAAAUCAUCCAAACACAACUUAAUAGAUGUUAAUGAAAAAAUGGGUUUGUUUCUCUUGCCUUAGUCAACUUUAGAUUUACACUGCAAUCCUAUACAGUUCAGCUCCGAGGUAAAGUCCAUUGAAAUUAGUAUGAAUUAUUCCCAGAUAAGUGGGUAUGGGAUUGCAAUACAUUUUAACUCUAGUUUUGGCCAGUAUCAUAGAAUCUAUGGGUGAAAGAACAGUGUUUUAGGUAAGAUUGAGCAAGUUAUUGGUAUAGUUAUCAUUAGAGCUGUGCAUCAAGUUUUGGAUGAAACCUGAGAACAGGAAUGGUUCAGUUACGUUGCUUCUAGCAUCCAAGCUUUUUUCCCACAGAAGGCAAUUACACCAACUCUGCUCCCAAGAGAGACUUUGUGAAGAACUCAUGUUUUAGAAAUUAUGAGGAUUUUUUUUUUUGGGGGGGGGGGAGGCAUUAGGCAAAAAAAGAAAAAUGACAAAAGUCGCUUAGGUUUUGUUUCCCCAGAGCAAUUAGCAAGUAGAGGGUGGAUGGAGGGGAGUACUUGAGUGACCACAGGUCCACCUACUAUUGCUAGGGUAUAUUUUACCAGGGGAUCAGGUGAUUGUGCUUUUGGGAAAAGACUGAGUUCCAUUGAAUGUUUCAGUCAAAAUUUCAGUGCUUUCCAUUGCUUGCAGUUCUGUGGUGCAACUGCUUGGGACUGGGAAGUGAACUGGUAGGUAUUUCUUGUGAGUUCGGAUGGAGUAGCUUAGUAUCAGCUUUUGUCUCCUUUUGUUCAUGAUUUAAUUCUUUCUGCUUUAACUUAAUCCUUCUAUCAGCAUUUUUCCUGCAAAAUCUUUCUCUUUUAGAUAGCCUUUGAUUUCUCAGUAGUUCUGUGUUGCUUAUUGUGUAUUGAUCCAAUUUCCCUUUUCCUGGCUAUGAAAAGGAAUUAAAUUAUUUGAAUUUAAUUUUCCUGUAAUUUUUCUUGUUUGUGUAUUUGUGUAAACAUAUCCUUUGUUUCUAUCGAUGUCUCUUGGUUUGCCAGGCAGUUCACAGUGGCUGGAUUUGAGGCAAGACAUGGCAUUCAUGGACAACAAGUUAAUAUAUAAGCCCAACUUGGGGGUUGUUAUGUUGUGAAAAUUGAGAGCAUGAAUUAUGUGAGGGUUAAACAAGCCUUUUGUAACCCUAAAACUGAUAAUGGGUUGUGCUAGGGUUGUUUAACCUUUGUAUAACACAAACUCAGUGAGUUUGCAUAACAUAAAAACCUCUGAAUGGAGAUUGAAUAAUCAAAAUGAUGGCUGCAUGUCCCCUGCAUAUACCAUAGUCUCACUGUGAGUUAAAUAACCCAUGGUUACCUGUCAUAUCAUGAGAACAGUGCUAGUGCCUUACAUAGUCAUUCUUUUCCCAUAUAGUUCAAUUUGAACCUUUUUCCUCAUUGAAUUUCCCCAUCAUUUUGUUGCCAUAUUUAUUUUUUGGUUUCAUUCAAACAUUUGCAGCACAUCAGUAUUUUCAUUAAUUAUAACUUAUAAUAUUUGUGUUUAGUUUUGUUCUGAAAUUUACUCUGCUUUGUGUGUUUUAGACAGGCAGUUCAAGCCAACAGGUUUGUUUCCCCCUUACGAAUUUUGUACUAUAAAUUUAUGAUUACCAAUGUGUUUUGGUGCCUUUCUCCUUUUCUCUUGAUUUUAUUUAGUACAUGCUGCAUUACAUUAUAAUUUAUUAUUAUUUUUUAUUAACAAGAACAGAAACAAAAAUAUCACUGCAUUCAACACAAAAAUUUUUCUUUUCCAAAUUUGGUUUAAUGAAAUUCCCAUUAUUUGCUAAGCAACAGAAGUCUAAACUUCAUUCUUUGGGUCUUGUGGUCAUGCACAUGCACAUACAGCACCCCCUUCCACAUCUUUUAUUGCCAGCUUGUAGUCUAUUAUGGGAGGCAGGCAGUACAGUUUGACAUGCCCUUGGAAAAUAUGAUUGCAACCAAGUUCUUGCUUAGUCUUUGUUUUGUAUUUGUUUCACAUUAUGCUUUUUAAUUAUAAAGAAUUAAUUAUAUUGGUGAUGUUCUUUUUCAUGUGGUGUGGGUGGUCUGUGCCUCUUUUCCUGGACCACCUCCACUUUCUCCAUCCGGAGAACUUGCCCUGUUAUGUUGGUGUCAUGGUCAGAAAUGGUCUUUUCACCUUAGUGCUGCACAGCAAGUUUCUGCUGCUCUUUGGACAAAGCAUUUCCUUUUGUAGUAUAACAGUUUAGGGCAGGCAGGCAGCUGGGACACUGUGCUCUAGGAGGUGAAGCAAUGCAACUGCUGGAAUCCUGCUGUGUUGCUGUUGCUGCUUCUUGCCUCUUUCAUCCCCAUUUUCUCGCUCAGCUAGGCUUUCAGCUGCCACUGCCACCUGCCAGCCUCCACAUGCACUGUCAGUGCAGUCAGUCUAAGCCUGAGAUAGUAUUUAUUAUUAUUUUAUUUCACCAACUAAUCAAUGUUCUCUGGUUAGAUUACAAUCAGUUCCAAGACUAAAAUGUCAUACUAAGAGUUAAGUACAUCAAAUAUGAAUAUAUAAACAAGAAAGCACUCAGGUAGCCUCACUGUUGUGCCCAUCAGUGCUUCCUGCUACCAGUGUGAUCUACCAUGGCACCCUCUAGAAAUGUGCUCAUACCACUUUGUAGCCUCAGUAGUCUUGUUUAUGCCUCUAACUCUUCCUCUGUAGUUAUAAACCCUCAAAGUACAAUACCUUAAUGGGCCAGAUAGUCCAGGUAUGCCUUUGUGGCUCAAAUUAUCAAUGUGUCUCUUGUGUGGGUCAAACAAAUCCAGGUCUAUGCAUCGUGUCUCAUAUAGCAGUUAAAUAGUACAAUUUAAGCAGUAUUGAGCAAAGGGGACUCUUAUUUGUAGGGGUGAAGGAAAGAGAACUCCAUUCUUGUGGGCUUAUUUAGUCCUUCAAAUGAGGCAUUAAGGUGGUGGGGAUAAAUUGCCUUGCUCAGUUCUACUUCAAAAAGUGCUCUUCAAGCUUCUUCCCAGAUAGUUCUUUUUAUUUUCCUUUUGGCUGUGCUCAGCACUUUACUGCUUUGGUGAUAUUUUUGGCAUUUCUGUUUGUUUAUGCAGCAGGAGUCUUCUCACAUUAUUUGCUCAGCUUCCUUGCUUGCACAUUCAACCACCAAUCUUUUUAAUAAUAGUAAAAGUUGUGAAGUCUUCCCCCCACAGUGCUGCAGCUGUACAGUCAUUCAGAGUAGUACAGUUUGGUGGAUUGUCCAGAGCAGUUGUGAUGGUGAGGGGAUGGAACCAAAGAAUGAACCUUCUUCCAGUACCGUUGUAUUUCUCUAUGAAAACUCUUAAACUGAUUUAAGCUCCAUAACUCUUGCAUUUGAAUCUGUGUAUCUGAAAUGACCAGUUUCUUGUCUGGGGCACAUCUAGGGUGUGUGCAAUUACCCCUCAAAGCAUAGGAGUGAGGAAGGCCAAGCAAAUCACUUCCUCCUGUCCCUCCAAAUUGAGGGCUUCUCCUCCAUAUGAACACUGCACCUCUCCUUCUGAAACUUUGCAGCUCCUUUUACUUAAGGACAUAUGUAAUCUUAAGAACAAUGGUCCACAAGAAACAUAAGGGGCAAAGCAUGUCCACUUUUGGAGAUCCUAAAAAUGUUAAGGCUGCUCUUGUACAAAACAUCUUUGUAACCAUCAUCCUAAGAUUUGGCAGCUUGAUAUGCUCUGUAGUAGCAACUAUUCCUACAGUUUUAAUUCAUUUCUUCAUAGUAACAGAAACAUUAUUGGCAAUUUUCAUAUAUACAUACAAAACAUUAGAUAGACUAAUAACUGUAAUUUCAAAAUACUUUUUGAGCUAAAUGUUUUGGUUGCCAACUUCAUCAAUAGCUGUGAUGUAGCUCUAAAUAUUAUUUGAAAUUAGGCUGUCUAGCUUACGGUCAAUCUUAUUAAAAUAUGUAUCCCCAGGGAAUCUGGAGCCUGCUGUUCUGCUGUUGUGCUACUUUAUCACCUGCCCUCCCCCCAAUAUACUUAAAGGUACAUGGUACCCGUACCUAUCUAUCCAAGAUUGGGGAGAUAUAAUUCUCAAUUAUCAUUCAGAUGAAGAGGCAUGGGGGGGGGGGGAGUUAAGACUAUAUCUUGAAUUUCCAUUAUAGUUAGUAAGGAGGUACAAAGUCUCAGAUUUUUGAACUUGACACAGGAUUGGUUCUAAGCUGAAGUAGACAGCAACUAAAACAAGCAGAACAAUAUUGGACUACUUUCCAAAGCACUGAGUCAACAUCUGAGUUGGACAUGAGCAUCAAUCACAUCUGUAGUAAUUAUCUUCUUGUAAGAAUGAAAUAAUGUUUCAAUUGGAAGACAGUUUUGUUGGACUGAAUAGGUUGGAAAAGAUCAAUUAUGACUCUCAUAUAUAAAAGGAAAUACUUAGAACAGGGGCAGAUAUCAUGUAGCCUGCGAACUGCAUGGAGCCCCAACUCUGCCAAAUUCAUUUGCAAACAGUCACUGUUGUUAGCAGCACAGAGUACUAAAUGUUCUAAUUUAGCUUGAAAAACAAGCCACAUUUGAUUCUAUGUCAAUUCCAUUGCAGUGCCUCCUGGAUUUCAGUGGGAAACUGCCAGCUUUUUAGCUAGUGCCCCAAAGAGCAUGUUCUUCAGGAGGAGUUUCUGGGAGGGCAAAAAUGUUCACCCAAAGUUGCCUGUCACUGCUGUUGACCAAAGGCAGAAUUGCAAACAGUGCUUCAUGUAGGGACCUAGUGAUACAUAAAGCAGAACACAGUUUUAAAAAAUAAAUUGUUUAAAAUUCUGUAGUUACUUUGUUCACCUCUACCUUGUAUUUAGAUUCUUGGUCAAAUUAUUAUUUUAGCAACACCAACUGGCCUUCUGGGGAAUGUGUGUUUGUGACUGGCUACAUGCACUAUGUCAAUGAAUGGGCAAAUUCUAUAUGACAGGCAUUUUGUGAGAGCACCCACAAAAAAUUUAAAUCUGCCCAGUGUUCCAUAAAGGUUGGAGACCCCUGAUCCAAGAAGAUCCUACACAUCGAUAAACCUAGAAUGUUCAGGUAUUGAAUAUUCACUUUGGAUUUGAUACAUAAGAAAAUAAUCAAGGCUGUAUCAAUACUCUUCAUAUAUUGUGAAUAAUACCUUUUAGAUUCUAGGACUGGACUAUUUGAGAAAAUCACAUUGUUGGCUUCCAAUGAAAUCACAAGGGGGAAAAGGAGUCUCCCAAAGGCAAGGGUAUUGUUGUUAGAAGAUUCAAAAUAUAGAAAAAUGAAGGUUAUAGUCAGAUUACUUCUUCAUUCUAAUCUUGAAACUUCAAGUAUGAUAUGAAUUCAAAGGAAUUCAAUCAUUUAUUAUAUUGUUAAGUGUUUCAUAUAUUUUAUUUGAUUGUUCAUUUUUGAUUGUUAUAUUGUUUUUUCUAUUUCUGUUGUAAGCCACUUAAAGAGUCCUUGGGCUGAUAAUGUGGAAUAUUAGUUAAAUAAAUAAAUAGACAGACAGACGAAGUUCAAUACUCAGUCUCAUGACUAGAAUAAAGAGGGAAGCCUCCCCCUCAAGAAUACUGAUGUGUCUAGAUGGAAAUUGCAAAUGCCAUGUGGGAUAAACCCAGUAUUAGACAUCCCAAGCACAAAUGAAAAAUACUAUACUUCCAACAGAAUCAUAAACAAGUAAAGAAAUCUGACCAGAGAUGACGAAAAAAUGGAGCAAUCAAGCUACAGAUCCUUUUCCUUUUAUGAAUUGUGAAUAUGGUGUAUGUGGGAGUGAUUUAUAUUGGAGCGGAAUAGAGUUGAAUAAGAUUUUAAUACCAGAAGAGCAACCAAUAGGAAUUUUAUUACCUACAUUUCAGGAUAGUCUAGAUUAUCAAGUAUAUGAAAUAAAUAUAAGCUAAAUUAUGCAUGGAUCAUUGGAAAUUGUAGAUCAUUUGUUAUAGGAUAUAAAGAUAUUUUAAUUCAAUUUCCCUGAAAGGGAAUACAUCAAAAAUAAAUUUGGGUUUGAGUAAUGAAGAAAUCGUUUUCUUAAAAGGAUGAAUUGACACCAAACUGAGCAUUCAUUAUUCAUACACCAUGAAAAAAAACUGUUUAAGAUAAAGACAUUGGAAAACAGAAAGGUGAGGACCAGAUUCAGGGAUUCAGCCUGUGCUGGAUGGGGUUACACUCCCCACUGAAGACACAGAUUCACAGCUUAGGUAAGUGAUUUAAAUAUGAAGGAAGGUGUCCAGGGAUGACUUUACACACAUGCUUUUCUUCCUAUUGCAAUCAUGUUCCAGCCAGCCCUCAAGUAGUUGAGGAAUUGGAACGAGGAGGAAGACUCAUUGGCCUUCCAAUUUUUUGAUUCUGUCUGAUUCAACUCAAAUAACUUAGUUGAAAUUCAGAAGUAUAGAUUUUGUGCCUCGCAUUUACUAUCAUGGGAAAUUUCUGAAAGAUUCUAAUUCUUUUUCUGAUUAUCAGAUGUGCAUUUAGCAAGUACAGUAGCCAAUUUGGAGGGACUACAUCUUCCAAAUUUCAGAAAAAUAGGUGAAGUAUUUUGGAUUUUGAUUUUUUUAAAAAGAGCUGCUAAUAUUCUUAUUUUUUUCUUGGUAGAUUUAGCUUGCUACCCUUCUGAUGGAAUCAAUUCUUUCAAGUUUCAGAAAAUAGGUGCAGGGAGUUUUGUGCAGAAGCAGCCUUUACAUCUGAGGGUAUUCAAAAGCGUGUGUUUCUUGUAUUUUUCUGAAAAUGCGAGGCAGCAUAAAAAGUCUCCAUGAUUAAGCAAAUUGCGGUGUUUCAGAAGAACCGUUUCAUCCAUUUAUGUGGAAUAGCAGUCCUCAGUGGGCAGAGGAGGGGACUGCUUUGCUUCUCUUUACCUUCUCUGUGUUGUUCUGGGCAAUUUAUAUGAUGAUGACACGCAUUUUAGAGGGGUCUUCAAACAAGAAACUUGAAAAGUUUCUGAGGAUCAAUGUAGGGUCUAGAGAGACAUAAUGAUUGAAAACCAGUUAAAAGGUUUGUUUUCAUAGUGAAGCCUAAGCCUGGUAGCAUUGGAAGUUUAGUCAUCUGGAUGGACUGGAUGAACUCCAGUAAACUGAGGCUGAAGCCUGGCACAGUGGAAACUCUGUGGGUGAGCAGUUCCCUGAGUCCGGGAGACAGGCUCAUUGCCUGUUUUAGAUGGGUUGCGCUCCCUCUGAAAGAUCAAAGUCAUAAUCUAAGAAUAUUCCAUCAGAGUAACUGGUGUAACUUGGAGUGCCUUUUGGCAUUUCCUAUGGGCUCUCUUGAACAGGCCCUAGUGAUAUAGGCCCUGGUAACCUCAAGACUGGAUUUAUCCAUUUGCUUUAGGUGGGGCUGCUGUUAAGCCUGGUCUGGAUGCUGAAACUCAUGCAGAAUACAGCAUGUCAGCUGUUGUUAGGAGCUUCUCCUUUUCAGCAUGUAAUUUCCUCGCUAAAGGAGCUGCAUUGGCUGCCUAUUUGCUACUAGACCAGGUUUUAGGUUCUAGUGCUAGCAUACAGAGCCCUGAACAGUUUAGGAACAUGGCACUUGAACAUACACCUUGUGCUUGUCAGCUUUCCUAAUCAUUGGAGGCCAUUUUCCUAGGGGUUCCACAUGGCUGCCUGGCCGUACUGGAAUCCACCAGGAGAAGAACCUUCAGUGUGGUGGUGCAAUUUCUGUGGAAUUCCCUGCCUUUAGCAAUCAGUCAGGCACCAAAUACUGUGUAUUUUGGCACCUGCUGAAGACAUCUUUGUUCUGGGAAGCUUUCUUGCUGACCAGCCAUGGUUUUGGAUUUCUUGUUGUUUUAAUAUAUUAAUUUUAUUUCUUUAUCUCUUUCAAAUUGGUACUGUACACUGCUCUGAAAAGUCAUUGGAUAUGGAAUAGUACACAGAUACUAUAAAUACAUACAUAGAUACAUCUCCCAGACCUAUUCAGAUCAUGCCUUUCCACAAAGUAUGAUUGGAGAUCACCUAGUAGGAUGUGUUCUACGUUUCAGUGGUGUACCUGUCAGUCACUCAACCUCUUUCUUCCUUUCUCCCCUAAUCAGUGUUUAAAUGAAACCAAAAACACUGGUUAUUGGAAUCAUGCAGUUCUGCCUUUACAAACCUAAUAUAGUUCUGAUCACUUUAGAGGGAGGCAGGCUCAGAAUGUAUUAGGAGUGGUCUGAGGGGCCCCAGUUAGGCUUGGGAUCUGAUGCAUGUCUCUAAGAGGAACAGCUGAAUAAUUAACAGCUUUAAGGACACAAUCCUAUGCAUUAUUGGCAAAAAAAAGUCCUGAACUCCCACCAUCCCAACAGUACCAUCAGUCCUCACUGGCUUAUCAGUGUAGACUAUUUAGAAACAUAUGAACAAAGAGGGAGAACCAGAGACAUUAAAGAAACAUAUGGCUUUGAUUCAGCCUUGCAUUUGUCCACUUGUAUUUCAGUGGGAUAGGAGAGCCUGGGGGAAUGUUGUCCAUGGGGUCGUGAUGGGUCGGACAUGACUUUGCAACUAGCAUAGCAUAUGUAUUUCAGUGAGAUUAAAAGAGAACAAUAAUAUAAGAAUGAGAUAGUAGCUGUGCAUUAAUGAUUUUCCUGUAAGAACAUGUGAAAAAUUAUGUGUCAGAAUGAAUAGGAUUGAAAGAGGUUCAUUAUAAAUCAAUAUAAGAAGACUAUAGUUCUAAGUACAAAAUGCAAAUGUUGUCACAUGUCAUGUUGUUAGCAAAACUUAAGACAGAAAAUAAUUAAGAAAAUCUGUUUGUUAAAAUGCUAUGGAGUUCUGUCUUGUUUUAUUCUAUUUAGUUAUGAGAAAGUAUAUAAAAUUAUUUGUCCAGUAAAGAAACAGGAUGCAUGAGAACAAACGAUAUAAAGCAGGGAUGGGGAUUCCCCCCCCCCCCCACAAAGACUGAAUCAUGAUUAGGCAUCUAAAGUUCUGUGAGCUGCGGCUUCAGCUUUGUGCAAGAACUCCUGCUGUUACCUCUGAGUAGAGCUUAGAGCUGGGAUUUCCCAAGAAAGGCAGCCUUUCUUCAGCGCAGUAUACGGUAUCCUUACUCUUAUUUCUAAUCCAUGGUCAAGGAGAAUGGUAAUAUAAGGACGUUAAAACUUUUAAAAUCAUUCCAGGUAUUGAAUAUUUGAGUAUUUUUAAAUGUUAGAUUUUAUGAGCUUGAAACCUGUUUCACCAAGGCUUAUUCCUGAGUAGAAAGUCAUAGAAAUAAGCCAUGGUCUGUAUGCUUGGUAGAAAAAUGACCAAAUUAUUACAGUUUAUAUCUGGUUCUGCCUGAUGUGUUUUGGCUUCAGACAUUUUGUUCUUGGCCCUGUCUACUGCUAAAAUGUGGCCCCUGAGAACUUUCCUAAAUUGGAAAUAAGAUAUUCAGCCAUAAAGUGUUCACCAACCUUGAUGUAAAGUCUGUGCACUCCACCUGACUUAUGCACCUUUUAGCGUCUGUAAAUAAGAUUCUAAGCUAAACUUUCUUUUUUGUUGAAUUAUAAUCCUGAUGUGCUGGGGGUUGGAUGCAGAGAGCCACCCACAUAACAGAGUUGUUGGAAAGUGACUUUCCUUCCCCCUCUUCUCCCUGCCAGCCACUGGAGUCCUUCAAAAAAGACCAUCCAUGAGCUGGGGGACACACUGAGUGAGUUGUGGUAUAGGGGCUGAGUGGGAAGGGAAAGAUGGCAAAAUUCUGUGGAAGGCCAUUUAUUUUCCACUCACAGAAGAUGUCUUUGCCUAGUGUUCAUCUGACUUACCCUUCUUUCAGCCCCCUAUACUACAGCUUCCCCGUACAUCAAGGUCCUUUGGCCUUAGGAAAACAUUUUGCAAGGGGAACUUUGUGGGCUGGUGAGAAGAAGAAGGAGAGGGAAAAUCAGCUUCCACCAAUACAGUUGGAUUAUUGAAUCCUAGCAUGCAUGUGUGCCCGUGCACACACAUUGCUAUCCAAAGGGACAUAGAAGUUGAAAUAUGUUGUCCUUUUGAUCUUUUCUUUGAUUAAAUGUCAGUGCAGUUCUGCUGCCAUAUCCAUGGAA
Varanus komodoensis (Komodo dragon) is the source of this 13081-nucleotide messenger RNA. RefSeq names its product zinc finger protein 318-like. Gene Ontology annotation, cellular component: nucleoplasm. The transcript has 6 exons. Lineage: Eukaryota; Metazoa; Chordata; Lepidosauria; Squamata; Varanidae. Gene Ontology annotation, biological process: negative regulation of DNA-templated transcription; positive regulation of DNA-templated transcription. Bases 148 to 2613 code for a protein of 821 amino acids. The record is from RefSeq and is a predicted model, not a curated record.